UUUUUGGUAAGGUUAAAAAUUCAAUUGAAAUCUUACAAUUUUUUUGAGGGAAUUUAUAGCGGGAGACAUAAUUCUUUGCAUUAUUUUUACCAUCGGGGAUCCAAAUCCUCGUUUCCCUUAUCAUUUUGCUGCAUCACCUCCCCAAGAACGUCGAAUUUGCAUCCAAAAAUGGGUUUGCCAAGAUUUAUUCGGCCUAACGGAGUGGAUGAGCAGCUAAGCCCUAAUCUUUAUGUAGCCAAUUGCGGACCAUCCGUUGGACUUUCAUAUGAGAUAAUUAAAUCAGUUUUUAGCAAAUUUGGACAAGUGAAAGGAGUGUAUGCUGCUGAUGAGAGUGGUGCUCGUGUUAUUGUUUCUUAUGUUGAUGUGGGUUCUGCCCAAGCUGCCUUGAAAGCUUUAGAUGGACAUUCUUGCCCUGAUCUGGGAGGACGCUCUUUGCACAUUCGUUUUUCUGUUCUUCAACCAACUUCUGAGGGUCAGGUGAAUGAUUCCAUCCCAGUGUCGCUGGUGGCUUCAGAACUAAGCAUCCCUGGCCUUUACUUGUGGCAUGACUUUAUUAAUGCUAAAGAAGAACAGGAAUUGCUUACAGCUGUUGAUGAUAGGCCUUGGAACAACCUUUCCAAAAGAAGGGUUCAGCAUUAUGGAUAUGAAUUUUGUUAUGAGACAAGGAAUGUCAAUACGAAAGAACAGUUGGGUGAGCUUCCAUCAUUUGUUUCUUCCAUUCUUGAAAGGAUUUCAUCGUUGCCAGACCUAGGAGAUUCUGCAAGUUUAGUCUUGGACCAACUUACUGUUAAUGAGUACCCUCGAGGGGUGGGCCUGUCCCCACACAUUGACACCCAUUCAGCAUUUGAGGGUUUAAUUUUUAGCCUUUCAUUAGCAGGGCCUUGCAUAAUGGAGUUCCGGAGAUAUUUAGAUGGUUCAUGGCUUCCUAAAACUGCAUCAAGUAAUGAUAUGAAAGUUAAAAAUCUUGAAAAUGGCUCAAAUUUAAUAAGGAGGGCUAUCCACCUUCCUCCUCGUUCUAUGCUUCUAUUAUCUGGGGAAGCACGUUAUGCUUGGCAUCAUUACAUCCCACACCAUAAGAUUGACAUGGUAAAUGACAAUGUGAUUAGAAGGGGCUCAAGAAGAGUAUCUUUUACAUUUCGUAAGGUACGAAAGGGUCCUUGCCAAUGUGAAUUUCCCCAGUAUUGUGAUUCUCAAAGAUAAUAGAAAAUUCUUACGGUGCUGUCUGAGGAUUCAUUUGAAAGCCCUGCAUUCUGAUUAUGACAAUGACUAGGGUGACUGUCUGUAAGAGAACACAAUCAUGAGAUGGACAGUCUCAUGGUCUGCAAAUAGAUGAGGUGAUUCUUCUUGGAAGGAACGGUUAGUUCGAGAACAGAGAUGAACGGCUUCCAGGAUCACAAAUCGAUUGGGUAUUUUUUUUUUUUUUUAUUUGAAGUAAAAGAGGACAAAGGUGAUCCAUCUUGCUAACAGAGCGGGUCCCAUUUUGAGAUUGAGGUUGGGAAGCCUGAAAAAGCACUUUUUAAAAAAAUAUCAUUUUAAUUAACAUAUUUAAAGAGAUUUUUUUAGGAACAAUGUCAAACAGGCUAAUUGCCAGAAGUGUGAUGUGAAGAUGGGUGAGGAUGAUGUUGUUGAGCAAUUUUUGAAGUUGUAUCUGCAAAUAACAUGGCUGAGUUUGCAGCAGUUUAUCAUUUCACAUUGAACCAUUUUAUGGCCAAAUUUUACCAUAGUUGUAACCUAUGUAUAAAUGACAUUAAUUGCUAACAAAAA
Molecule: messenger RNA, 1764 nt
Organism: Hevea brasiliensis (rubber tree)
Lineage: Eukaryota; Viridiplantae; Streptophyta; Magnoliopsida; Malpighiales; Euphorbiaceae
Product: alkylated DNA repair protein ALKBH8 homolog
Exons: 8
Coding region: 169-1200 (343 amino acids)
Biological process (GO): oxidative demethylation
Molecular function (GO): demethylase activity; oxidoreductase activity; RNA binding
Source: RefSeq, a predicted model, not a curated record